AUGAGCGCAGAAAAGCCAGGAGCAUACCCACCUUCUUAUCAGCCUGGUCCCCAAGACCCAAAUCAGCCAGGCUUUUAUCCUAUGGGACAGGCUCCAUAUCAAUCUGGAAUGCAGCCACAGUAUCAAAGUUAUCAAGCUCAACCUGGAGCGCAGCCAUAUCAAAAUUAUCAAAACCAAGCCCAACCUUAUCCAGGAAGUCAACCUUAUCCUUAUCCUAAUCAGCCAUACCCCGGUAGCCAACCUUACCCAGGACAACCAGUUUAUGCUUCAGCACCUAAUGUUCAGCCAGUGGCCGCAGCUGUUAUUAUCGAAUCACGGGUGCCUACUUUUAUAUAUGGUUUCGACCCAAUACAGGUUACUUGCCCAUACUGCCAUCAAACUGCUCUAACUAAAACUGAGAGAAGCCCAGGAAUGAUGGUUUGGCUGAUGUGCUUUAUCCUCUUUUGCCUAUUUCCUUUUUGCUCGUGCCUUCCUUUUUGUAUUCCAAGCUUAUUUGACGUAACUCACCAUUGUGGGCAUUGUUCUAAAAGAUUAGGAGAGAGAAGGGCACUUUAA
Molecule: messenger RNA, 555 nt
Organism: Blepharisma stoltei
Lineage: Eukaryota; Ciliophora; Heterotrichea; Heterotrichida; Blepharismidae
Source: the annotation of a GenBank genome assembly